Messenger RNA from Cariama cristata (Red-legged seriema), 994 nucleotides. Its product is annotated as carbonic anhydrase 5B, mitochondrial-like. Gene Ontology annotation, molecular function: zinc ion binding; carbonate dehydratase activity. The record is from RefSeq and is a predicted model, not a curated record. Gene Ontology annotation, cellular component: mitochondrion; cytoplasm. The transcript has 6 exons. NCBI's taxonomy places the organism in Eukaryota, Metazoa, Chordata, Aves, Cariamiformes, Cariamidae. The annotation marks the transcript as partial.
AGCCUGACUCUCUUCAUCAUCUUCCAGUGCAUCCACUUUGGCAGAGUCCGCUUACAAUUCCUGGAGGCACCCGGCAGUCUCCUAUCAAUAUCCAGUGGAGAGAUAGUGUUUACGACCCCUUUCUGAAGCCUCUGAAAGUCAGCUACGACCCAACAACAUGUCUUCACAUCUGGAACAAUGGAUAUUCAUUCCUGGUUGAGUUUGAUGAUUCUACGGAUAGAUCAAUAAUUGUUGGAGGUCCCUUGGAAAACCAAUACAGGCUAAAGCAGUUCCACUUCCAUUGGGGAGCUAUAAACGAGUGGGGUUCAGAGCACACAGUUGACAGUAAAUUUUACCCAGCAGAGUUGCAUUUAGUUCACUGGAAUGCUGUUGUGUACCCAACUUUUGAAGAAGCUGUAAUGGAAGGUAACGGCUUGGCUGUUAUUGGAGUGUUUUUAAAGAUAGGAGCACAUCAUGAAGGGCUGCAGACACUGGUUGAUGCCUUGCCGGCAGUUAAACACAAAGACACUGUUAUCGAGUUUGACGUCUUUGAUCCCUCCUGUUUGAUACCAUCAUGCCCUGAUUAUUGGACCUACGCGGGCUCUUUGACUACUCCCCCACUUACCGAAUCAGUCACAUGGAUUAUUAAGAAGAAACCCAUAGAGGUUGAUGAGAAUCAGCUGGAGGCAUUUCGGAUGCUGCUCUUUACUUCAGAUGGUGAAGAAGAAAAGAGAAUGGUAGACAACUUUCGCCCUCUUCAGCCAUUAAUGAACCGAACCGUCCGUUCAUCCUUCCAAAGCAGGCAUCUCUUGAAUACUGAAGUACAGCCCAAGGACCAUGUUGAGCAGAUCAGGCCAUAGAUGGCCCAUGAAAUGUCAGUCCAGACUGCAAUACCUGGAUAUUACUGACGUCAUUUUAAAAUUAUUUUUCCUUUUCCUGCAGUGUGUGUAUGCCGUACAGUUUCAUAGCCAGCUAGUUUGAGUUUUCCUAAGUGCCGUUGGACCUCCAGUAGAGA